AUGAAGCGGAGAGCAUCAGACAGAGGAGCUGGGGAAACGUCGGCCAAGGUGAAGGCUCUAGGAAGUGGCAUUUCUGGAAAUAAUGCAAAGAGAGCCGGACCGUUCAUCCUUGCUGUUGUCUUUGUCACAGGUCCCCGUCUGGGCAACUCACCAGUGCCCAGCAUUGUGCAGUGUUUGGCAAGGAAAGAUGGUACCGAUGACUUCUAUCAGCUGAAGAUCCUUACCCUUGAGGAACGGGGGGACCAAGGAAUAGAAAGCCAAGAGGAAAGGCAAGGCAAGAUGCUGCUGCACACCGAGUACUCUCUGCUUUCCCUUCUCCACACGCAGGAAGGCGUUGUCCACCACCACGGGCUCUUCCAGGACCGUACCUGUGAAAUUGUGGAGGACACAGAAUCCAGCCGAAUGGUCAAGAAAAUGAAGAAGCGCAUCUGCCUCGUUCUCGACUGCCUCUGUGCACAUGACUUCAGCGACAAAACCGCCGACCUGAUCAACCUGCAGCACUAUGUCAUCAAGGAGAAGCGGCUCAGCGAGCGGGAGACCGUGGUUAUCUUCUACGAUGUGGUACGCGUGGUGGAAGCCCUGCACCAGAAAAACAUUGUACACAGAGACCUGAAACUUGGGAACAUGGUGCUCAAUAAGAGAACUCAUCGGAUAACCAUCACCAACUUCUGCCUCGGAAAGCAUCUUGUGAGUGAGGGGGACCUUCUGAAGGACCAGAGGGGGAGCCCUGCCUACAUCAGUCCAGACGUGCUCAGUGGCCGGCCAUACCGGGGCAAGCCGAGCGACAUGUGGGCCCUGGGCGUGGUGCUCUUCACCAUGCUGUACGGCCAGUUCCCAUUCUACGACAGCAUCCCACAGGAGCUCUUCCGCAAAAUCAAGGCCGCCGAGUACACCAUCCCUGAGGACGGGCGGGUUUCUGAGAACACCGUGUGUCUCAUCCGGAAACUACUGGUCCUCGACCCCCAGCAGCGCCUCGCUGCCACCGAUGUCCUGGAGGCCUUGAGUGCCAUCAUUGCAUCUUGGCAGUCCCUGUCAUCUCUGAGUGGACCUUUACAAGUGGUUCCGGACAUCGACGAUCAAAUGAGCAAUGCUGACAGCUCCCAGGAGGCGAAGGUGACGGAGGAGUGCUCCCAGUACGAGUUUGAGAACUACAUGCGGCAGCAACUGCUGCUGGCCGAGGAGAAGAGCUCCACCCACGAGGCCCGGAGCUGGGUGCCCAAGCGACAGUUUGGCAGCGUGCCGCCAGUGCGCCGGCUGGGCCACGACGCCCAGCCCAUAAACCCCUUGGACGCGGCCAUCCUCGCACAGCGCUACCUGCGGAAAUAG
Messenger RNA from Chrysochloris asiatica (Cape golden mole), 1326 nucleotides. RefSeq names its product serine/threonine kinase 40 (gene STK40). Gene Ontology annotation, biological process: protein phosphorylation. The record is from RefSeq and is a predicted model, not a curated record. Bases 1 to 1326 code for a protein of 441 amino acids. The transcript has 10 exons. Gene Ontology annotation, molecular function: protein kinase activity; ATP binding. NCBI's taxonomy places the organism in Eukaryota, Metazoa, Chordata, Mammalia, Afrosoricida, Chrysochloridae.